AAACAGGUGCACAGGCCACGUGGUGAUCCGCUGCUCAGGAGACCAAACAACGAAGAAAACGAAGACUUGCUGUUCUCAUUCUCAUUUGGUCUUCUCCCAUUUGCAGCACGGAGAGAAAGAGGAGGAGAAGAGGACUUCUCAUUCGUACCUCUCUGCUCUGAUCUUGCUUUCCUCUGUAAGCUCGCCGGAGGAAGAUAUUUCGGUUGUCCGGUGGAAAACGGUGGUGUCUGCUCGCAGAUCGAAGCAAUUUUCUGCUGGUGUUGAUUUCGCUACUUUAUUUUUUGAUUCUUCUUAGUAGUCCGAUGUUGGCAUCUCCGAAGCCGUUUGUGGAAAAGUAGAGAGGGAUCUAUCUGCUUCGAAUAGUUAAGUAGAUGAUGGAGUCGACUAAAUUCGCUGGAAUUAUCGCCGGAGGCGGCGGAGCUGGUGGGGUGAGCUUCUAUGAUAUGGCGUAUUAUCGGAAGCUCGGCGAGGAGACGAACAUGUCGGUGGACAGCAUCCAGUCGAGCACCGGCGGCGGGUCGGUGGCGAUGUCGACGGAGAACAGCAGCGUUGGGUCGAGCGACUCACGAACAGGUAUUCUCCAUCAUAACGCUCUCCGCCAGGUUCCCACUGCAGGAGGAAGCUCGGUUGGGCAUAGCGUUUUCCGCCCUGGUCGUGUCAGUCAUGCUCUAAGCAGUGAUGCCCUAGCUCAAGUUCUGAUGGACCAGGGUUUCCCCACGCAAGGCCUGGACAACUACGAUGAGUGGACGCUUGAUCUGAGGCAGCUGAACUUGGGAGAGCCCUUUGCGCAAGGGGCAUUUGGGAAGCUUUACAGGGGAUCUUACAACGGGGAAGAUGUGGCAAUUAAGCUGUUAGAGAAACCGGAAAAUGACCCGGAAAGAGCUCAGUUGAUGGAGCAGCAAUUUGCGCAGGAGGUGAUGAUGCUUGCUACACUGAAGCACCUCAAUGUGGUUAGAUUCAUUGGGGCUUGCAGAAAGCAGACGGUUUGGUGCAUUGUGACAGAGUAUGCGAAAGGUGGAUCGGUUCGACAAUUUCUGACGAGGAGGCAAAACCGAUCGGUGCCUCUGAAAAUUGCGGUUAGACAGGCACUGGAUGUUGCCAGGGGAAUGGCUUAUGUUCAUGGAUUAGGUUUCAUUCAUAGGGAUUUGAAAUCGGAUAAUCUUCUCAUUUUUGGGGAUAAGUCUAUUAAAAUUGCUGACUUUGGAGUGGCACGGAUCGAAGUGCAGACAGAAGGAAUGACACCAGAAACUGGGACCUACCGGUGGAUGGCUCCAGAGAUGAUACAGCACAGACCUUACACGCAGAAGGUUGAUGUCUAUAGUUUUGGUAUUGUGCUGUGGGAGCUCAUAACAGGAAUGCUCCCAUUCCAGAACAUGACAGCUGUGCAGGCUGCUUUUGCCGUCGUCAACAGGGGAGCUCGUCCGAUCAUACCAAGCGAGUGCCCCCCAGCGCUUGGCGAGAUCAUGACCCGUUGCUGGAAUGCGAACCCCGAUGUUCGUCCUCCCUUUGCAGACAUUGUAAAAUUGCUCGAAAAUGUUCAAGCUGAAUUGGCCACUUCUGUUCGCCGUGCACGUUUCAGAUGUUGCAUGACUCAGCCGAUGACGAUCGACUGAACUGAAGGCAAUGAUUUCUGAGCAGAAUUAGGAGAAAGGGGAAACAAGCACUAGGAGGAGAAAUGUCAGAGGGAUGGUGAAGAAAUAUAGAAAAUUGCUGGGUUUUGGCGCAUUUAAUUAGAAGGAUGGUAAUGAAGUUGGGGGAGAAAACGACUUGUUAUGUAGUUCCUUGCUGUUUUAUCAUUAUAAAUAAAUAUUGUUAGCGGUUAGGUUGGUUCACUUCGCUUAUUUUGUUUUUGCUGCUCUCAUUGUAUGAAAGUAUAUUACUGUUUUCAUGUUUUAAUUGAAACAAAGAGGCUUUCUCUUGUUAUUUACCUUUACUUUUA
Molecule: messenger RNA, 1939 nt
Organism: Phalaenopsis equestris
Lineage: Eukaryota; Viridiplantae; Streptophyta; Magnoliopsida; Asparagales; Orchidaceae
Product: serine/threonine-protein kinase HT1-like
Exons: 2
Coding region: 372-1613 (413 amino acids)
Biological process (GO): protein phosphorylation
Molecular function (GO): protein kinase activity; ATP binding
Source: RefSeq, a predicted model, not a curated record